Messenger RNA from Parnassius mnemosyne (clouded apollo), 801 nucleotides. NCBI's taxonomy places the organism in Eukaryota, Metazoa, Arthropoda, Insecta, Lepidoptera, Papilionidae. The record is from the annotation of a GenBank genome assembly.
AUGUCUCCAGAAUUUAAAAUUUUUAAUGCAACAGAACUGUGGCAAAAAGAAACUAGCUUACCUUCAAUUCCUACAUUCAGUCAAAAAUUGGAUUAUAUUUUGGGUAGUGACGGUAUUCCAUUAGGCUCUCUCACUGAAUUACUUGGGUUACCAGGGACAGGAAAAACACAAAUGUGUUUACAAUUAUGUGCUGCUGUUCAAAUUCCAAAAGCACUUGGUGGAUUGAAUGCAGAAGCCUUAUUCAUUGAUACCAAUACAAAUUUUGUAUUAGAUAGAUUCAAGGAAAUUCUCUCUGCUUGUUUAUUGAAGUGCCAGAAGUUAUUGAAUUUGCCAAUAAAUGCAAACAAUGAAGAAGCAUUGAAAAAACUGCACUAUGUCAAUGCCUUUGGUUUAGAAAAGUUUUGUGCUUUGAUGCAUCAAUUACCAAAACUUAUAGAAGAAAAUAAUAUAAGACUUAUUGUGAUAGAUUCGAUAGCAUUUCCAUUUAAGGAAGGCAUAUCCGCAAAACAACGUACAGGUUUACUGUUUAGACAGAUGGCCGAAUUACAAAGACUUGCUGUAGAGAAGCAGAUUGCUGUAGUACUUACAAAUGAGAUGAGCACUAGGCUAGGUUUAUCUAGCGGCACGGUGGUAGGAUCACUGGGAGACGCGUGGGCACACAGAUGCAAUAUAAGGCUGCUGCUUUCUGCGCCAGACGACCCCUGCGGCGACAGGUUAGCGCUGCUGCUCAAGAGUAACAUUGCUCCAGAAGCAGUCGCGCCGUUUAAGAUUACAAAAGAAGGUAUAAGAGACGUCAAUUAA